AUGGCGAAGGUUUUCGACGCGCGUUUAGAGCAACUUCGGGCGAUUCGAAAUCGAGAGAAGGAACGCGAAGAGAGAGAACGGAAAGAAGAAGAAGAUGAUGAUGAUGAUGACAAAAAUGAAGAAGAAGAAGAAGAACAGGGAGGACGAAUGUAUAGCGAGGUUUCGCCGCUGAGGGCGACGCCGUCGACGAGUCAUCGUCCUCAUCGAAAGAACAACAACAACAUCGAAGAAGAAGAAGAAGAAGACAAAAAUGCAAGUUUUUCAAAAAGGAGUCACCAACGCCGCCGCGCGACGAGUUUUAAGACGACGGGCGCGCCGAUGUCUCCAUCUUCGCCUCCAUCUCCGUCGUCUCCGUCAUCACCAUCAUCAUCUUCUCCUUCUCCUUCCGCCUUCUCUGAUUCAGACAACGACGACGACGACGAAGAAGAAGGAUACCGUCACCAACAAGACGUUUUGAGAGAGUCCGAUGCGGUUGCGCGGUUGCGCUCGCAACUCUCGGACAAAGAGCUCGAUUUAAUCGAAAUGCAGCAAUCAUACGAACGUUUGAUGAGAAUGACGGAGGAAACGAGAGAUCUGUUGAAACAAACGCAUGAAGAGAAGGACGAGUAUCGCAAACACGAGGCCAUCGCCGAACAAUUAAAAAUUCGAAACGACACGUUACAGUUAAAAAUCGAUGAAUUGAGCGAAAAGUUGAAAAGAGAAGAGGCUUCGCUCGAACGCAAAUCAAGAGCGUUGGAUGCGGCAAACGUUGCUAUCGACGAGUGUCGAAGGAAAAUUCGAGACGAGCGAAGCUCGAAAGAAGACGUCAAGGCGGAAUCGAAAAGAUUGGCGGAGAGGGAACAGGCGUGUAAGAAAGUUUUGAACGAAGCUUUACGAAGAGCAUCGGGUAUGUUGAAAAAUAACUACAACGAAAUGUCUUUGAUGACUACCGAAGACGAAACUUCGGUGGAAGUCGCGCAAAGAGUUGUGGACGCUAUACGCGAUAUUGCCGUGCACAGAAGGAUGAUGGGAAUUGGUAAUAGAGAAGGAGAUAAUAGAGGUAAUAAUGCUAGAAAUAACGACAAUAAAAACUAUAGCAGAAGGCGACAACGACAUAAACGAAGAGGAAUCUCAUCUACGUCUACGUCCGGUAGCAGUAGCGAAACUGGAGAUGAUGAUGAUGAUGAUGAUGAUGGUGAUUCCGAAGAGCUUGAACUAGAAGCUGAAGAGAUGGAAGCGUUGGAAGAAGCGUUGGAAGCGGCGAGACGCUGGAAAAACCAAAGCGAAGAGUCCGAGCGACGGCGCGCGCGCGAAGUCGCCAUAGCGAGAGAACAAGCGUCGGAUUUACGGAAAACUAUUGAAAAGUUGCGCAGAGAGGCGAACGAAUCGAAAGAAUAUACCGACGAACUCGAAAAAAUCGUAGAACGCAUAGCGAAAAAUGUGUCUAGGACAGAUUUUGUCGAGCGAUGA
Messenger RNA from Bathycoccus prasinos, 1449 nucleotides. RefSeq lists its product with no specific name. The record is from RefSeq and is a predicted model, not a curated record. Bases 1 to 1449 code for a protein of 482 amino acids. Lineage: Eukaryota; Viridiplantae; Chlorophyta; Mamiellophyceae; Mamiellales; Bathycoccaceae. The transcript has a single exon.